AAGUGUAAGUGAGGGGUGUGUGUGAAUUACAAGUUGGGAAGUACAGUUCUCUGGCAGAUGGAUACAUGUAAAAACUGCAGAUUCUUACAAAGAUGUAGAUAAAAUCUGCAUUAUAAUUCAUUGUCUUCUGGUGGGCUUGCAGAGUCAUUUAGAAAAUGAACGUGCCUUUGUCAGCUGGUUUGUAAAGAGUUAUUGAUUAUAUUCUUGAAAGAUAGUAAUACUUUCCUUUAAUAGGGGUAGGUAGCCAGAGCUUUUGUUUUUGAGUUCCAUUUUAUUGGAUAAGAUGCAGCAAUAUUGAUUUGGUAGUUUUGCAAGCUUUGUGGUAGGAAUAUGCAAAACAAAAAUGCUGUUGGGACAUUACAAAUUAAACUGAGAUUCACUAAUCAUAUAGAAGGAUCAGAAAUCUGUCCACUGAGGUUUCAGUUAGCAUAUUUAUUUAGUAGAAGUAGGAAUUGGUAUGAGGUUAGAGAAUUUUUAUCAGAAUAAGCUUGAAUUAUGAUAUGUAAAUUCCUGCUAAUAUUGAAUGCUUUUUUUUUGUAGAGUGCAAAAUACCUUGGAGCUAUUUGCAAGAAUUAAAAGAAAUAGUCCUUGUCUUCAAAGACUUUGUAAUCUAAUUACGAGGCAAUAAAGGAAGUGAAAGGGCAGAGAGCUGUUAAAGCUUGUGCCUGCUCUUUGUAAAAUCAAUUUUGCUGAGUUGAGCUUGAUAAGAAGCAGGAGAUAGCGGGAGAUCUCCCUUGAGGAGCACUAUCAGAAACUACCCAGUCCUUUGAAGACAUAGUUAUGUGUCUUGUAUAUGUUGGCUAUUCUAUAGAGUUCUCUUUGCUUUAUAAAAAUUGCUGUUUGAUAACCAUAAUUCCCAUUCUGUGUACUUUGUCUUUAUCUCUUGGACGGUGGACCGAGUUUUACUUUCCGUGGUGCCUACUGGAUGCCAAAACUAGAUUGUGACCCGCACCAAAGUGGGCAAAUAGGUUUUGGUUUCAUGCUGUACAAGUUUGAACCUUCACUUGCUUGCUUUCUCUCUCUUUCUUUCUCUUUCUUUUUAGGGUGGGACUGAGAAUUGAAGCUAGGACCUUGAUCGUAGUAGGCUGGUGUUCUACCAUUGAGCUAUGUCCUCAGCAUUUUUUUUUAAUUUUCCAUGUUGAGGAAGAGUCUUUCUCACCUGCCCAGGCUGGCCUUGGCCUUUACCUUUCUGUCCUCUUGCCUCAGCCUCCAGAGUGGUUGAGAUUAUAGGUGUGAGUCAUUGUGCCUAUCUUUUCUUUGCUUUUAGUGUGUUUUUUUUUUUUUUUUUUUCCCAGUAAUGCAUUCUUAUAAGCAUCUUUAACCCUUCUCAGAACAAAAUUUGGUAUAUUUAAGUAAAUGUCCCGGGAAAUACAUCAGGGCAAAGAAUGUUUUGACAGGGCAAGACAAGGUAAGAAUAUUUUGUCUCAUGGGCUAGAUGUGACCGACAAUAGUGACUGCUAGGACACUGCAUUGAAGAAUAGUUGGAGGCAGUGUCUGUGCUGAUGGGAAGAGGCUUGUGAUCACGGAGCAGUGCUUCUAGUCGUGGGUUGGAGUUGUAAUAGCAUGGAUGCUUCUAUUUGCUAUCCUUGGUAUACAUAAAAUAUACAGGAUGCUAAAUAACACAGGAGGUGGGUGGCUUUUAAAUUUGGAGCUAAAUUUGCAGGGAGAGAUAGAGAGAUACAGGUUUGAGGAAAAAGCUGGUGACUAGCUGGUUGACUGUGGUAGUCAGAUUGAUUUAACCAGAAUAAAAUGUUUGAAGAACAGAAGGCAGUGGCAGAGUGAAGAAGGAAGCAUGGGAACCGGAAUGGAUGGAUGGGGGAGAUUGUUUUUAAGCUCUAAAAUGUUUUCUCAUUAACCUGUACAUUAUUUCCACCAUCUUUUUCUUAGUUCAUGUCUUUGUUAUCCUUUCUGUUUUAUUUUAUUUUUUUGGUACCAGGGCUUACCAGGCAAGCACUUGAGCCACUGAGCUAAAUCCCUGGCAUCUUUUCCAUUUUAAAAGCUGUUUUUCGAAUAGGUAAUACAUCAACAUAUCUCAAAAUACAAAAUUAUAAGCAGACACAUUAAAAGUCCUCGUUCCCAGUGUGGUGGCACAAACCUGAGUCUUAGCUACUGGGCAGGCUGAGGCAGGAACAUCACGGUUCAAGGACAUCCUGGCAAUUUAUUGAGAACUUCUCUCAUACUAAAAUUUUAAAAGGCUGGGGAUGCAACUCAGUGGUAGAGUACUUGGCUAGCAACAGUUGUUCAAUCUCUAGUACUUUACCAAACAAAGAAACAACAACAGAGUCCCUCUUAGUCCUGGCCCUUAACUCUUGAGUUUGCUCCUUUGCAAAGCAGACCACUGUCACUCAUACAUGAUGUGCUUUUACACCUUCUUACACAAAUGACACUUUCAUACCUCUGCACACCCUGCUUCCCUACGGUGCACAUUUUUUUGCACUUGUUUGAUUUCUUGGAUUUUUAAAAGUUUUAUUACAUAAAGAGCCUUCUUCAAAAAUAAACUUCCAUUUGGUUUGUGUCGUUUGUUUGUUGGUACUGAAGAUUGAGCCAGGACGUAGUCCGCACUGGACAGGAAUGCUCUUACUUUAGCAGUAUCUCCAGCGCCUAGUUUGGAAUAAUUUUUAGGGUUAUGGAAAAAUAGUAGAAAGAGCCCUGUAUCUGCCUCACCCAGUUUUAUUUUCCCCUUGACAUUAACUUACUGUGGUACAUCUGUCAGACCUAAGAAACCUGUGUUAGUAUGUUACUCUUAACUGAAUGCCAGGGUGUAUUUGGGUAGCUUCAGUUUUCCAUUAAUGACCUGUUUUGGUUCUAAACACCCAUCCAGAAUGCUAGAUUGCUUAGUCUUUUCUGGUCGCUGACAGUUUUUCAGUCUUGUUUUUUGUGACCUUGACAGUUUUGAGAGUUUUAAGAAUAUCUGUCAGUUUUGGGUUUGUUUGAUGUUCUUUCAUGUUUUUAAUGGGACUAUGGAUGUGUUUUUAAAAAAAUUUUGUGAGUAUUACUUUAAAUGGAUGUAGAAGUUAAUGUAACUAUUUCCCUGGUGACUUCUCUUUAGGUAGUUUAGUAAACUGCAGUGGUUAGAGCAGGUUUUGGAGCUUGACUUUCUGGGUCUAGAUCCUGGCUUCACAUUAACAAUGUGAUCUUGGGGUACUUUUACUUGGCCUUUUCCUCACCUGUGAGAUGUGGUGUUAACUGCACUUAUGUCAUAGAAUUGGUGGGAGAAUAAUGUAUGAUGUGCUUAGGAUAGUGUCUGGUACUAUGCUUAAUGCUAGGUGAGAAGUUGCUAUCACUGCAUUGUCAUUACUGUUUACUUAUUUGUCUUGAAUUUCUGGACAUUGGGCCUAGGACCUUGCCCUUGCUAGGCAAGUGUUCUACCACUGAGCUAUGUCCUUAGUCCUUUUUAAAUCUAAUUUUGAGACAAGUCUUGCUAAAUUGCCAAGGAUCCCCUUGAACUGUGAUCUUUCUGUUUCUGCUGCCAAGUAGCUGGAAUUAGAGAUGUGUACCACCAUGCCCAGUUCAGUAUUGAUGUUGUCAAUAAAUUAGUAUAAUGUAUUAUUUCACAUGAAAUGAUAGGUAUAUAUAAAUUAAUUUUUGGGAAUGGGAUUUUGCAUUUAUAGUUUUGGUAAAUAUCAUUACAUUUCCCUUCACAGAGGUACUAUGGUGCUUAUCUAACCAGGAAUGUGUGAGAAGAUCAGUAUGACUGUUUGUAGUGUGUCACUAGAUUAUUUGAUGUCUGCCAGUCUCUUGGGGCAUUUUUUGUUAUGAAUUAACUCAAGCAUCUUUUCCUUGAGUCAUUUAGAAGUUCCGUUUUUUUUUUUAAAUUUUUUUUUGUACUGGGGUCAAACUCACGGUCUUAACGCUUGCCAGGCAGGCACUUGUGCCACUGAGCUAAGCCCCCGGCAAAAGUUCAGGUUUUGAUGUGACUCAUUCUGAAUCAUUACUGUUUCAUCAGCUGGGAAGGGUAAGAAAUGUUUUUGGGAAAUUAUUACAGAAAUAGGUAUAGGAAAAGUCCUGGAAAAGACUAGAAGAAGCACUGUAAUUAAUUGCAAAGUGGAAGAUCUGAGAACUGGGAACCAAAUUUCUGAUCUCUAGUGUGGUAACGUGCUUUAGAAACGUUUUUCAGUUUUGGGGGAAAUCACCUUGUUGCCUUUUUAGCUGACUGCAAAUGAAGCUGCAGAGGUGGGAAUUGGAAGGAAAGUUAUAGUUAGAUAAAACUCAAAACAGAAUUAGGCCAACAUCUUUUGAUACUCAUGUUUAUUAUUUUGCAGAAUAAUUCAGCAUAAAUAAAAGCUCGCUUAUGUAAUUAUAAUUAACUAACAUCCAAUCUUGUUAAGUUUUCCUUUCCCAUUGUGUUCUUCUGUAUACCUGAUCAUUGCAGGGCAGUGUUUUUUUCCUGAUGUCAUGUACUCUUUAACGGUCGUUAUUGUUAAACUGCCUUUUUCCCCACACUACGUUUACUGUUCCUCUUCUUCCCAACGGAAGUGUGAGUCGUACUUUUUAUCACAUUGCUGUAGCUGGCUUUUCACUGUACCCCAAAGGCCAGUGUGUUGAAUGUCUAGUUCCCUAGCUUGGUGCUGUAGAGAGAUGAUGAAUCUCUGAGUUUGGUAGCAGACCCUUGUAACCCAGCUACUUGGGAGGCAGAAGAAUCAGGGAUUUGAGGGCUGCCUGGUCAGUUUAAUGAGACAGUGUCUCAAGUAAAAACAAAAAGCCAAAAAAGAAGAGGUGGAAGCCUUUGAGGAUCGUUGGGACCUGGUUCCUUUUGUCUUUUUCAUUUCCUGAUUGUGAGGCGAGUGGCUUUGUUCCACCAUUCACAGUGUUGGAAAGCUGCCUUGUCCCCACCUAAAAGCUGCAGGGCCAACAGUAAUAAAUUGGAAUCUCCAACACCAUGAGCCAAAAUCAACCUUUUCUCUUUAUAAACUGAUUACCUCAGGUGUUUGUUAUGGUGACAGAAAGUUAACACAUAGCCAGAUGGGGCCUUCCUUGUCUGGAUGUGCUUCCUUGUCUGGCCUUGUCUGGCCUUUAAGUGUGAGCUCUGGGUUUGGACCACGUGAGGCCUGUCAUUUACCACUCACAGCAUGGAGGCUCCAGAAGCUCUGGGACCUGAGGACAGACUCUUGGUGACUGGGUGAAGGGAAGUACAGAAGUGCUGAAAGGAGAAAGGCACGUUAAGGAGAAGGUAGUAAACACUUCAAAGUGGAAUCUGGGUUCUUGGAACUUGAGACUCUUGGUUUCUGAGUAAUUAAGUCGAAAAGAAUGAUGAGGGCAACGGAGCAGCCCAAGUAACCUAUUAUUAACCUUCUGGCCUAGUUCUCUGGGUGUGUGCUGCACUGAAGAUACUUCUUAGCGGGACUGCCAAGAUACAAUGCAAGUGGUGCCCCAUAUACUCAGUCAAAUCAAGUCAAACCUAAAGCUAAAAAUUUCUCCUGUCUGCCUUAAUGUGCAAGUUAAGUUUGUUAAAAGACAGUUGGGUCCUUACUUAAGUUUCUUUUGUUGUGACUGGGGACACUGGAGACCACAGACUUCUGGGCCAGGAGAUAGAAAGGACAUGGCCUAGAGCCCUUAGAAGCCAGAGGUUGGGAGCUUAAAGGCAGUUCAGGAGCCCACAGUGUUUUCCAGUUUUCACUGGGGCUUGGGUGAUCUUUACUCACAGAUAAAACCAGACAUUUCCACUGUAUAGGAAGGUAGUGAACUGGACACAUAUCUUAAUUGACUUGUGGUGAGAUGGAAGCCGCUACUGCAAACUUUGUAAAGUGGGAUUUGUAUCCCCUUUAUUUGCAGAAUACCCAACAACUCCAGGAUUGGAAACAGGGUGAGUGGAUCUUUUAAAAAAAUUUUUUUGGGGGGCUGUGGAUUUAGCUCAGCGGUAUAAGCACCUGCCUUGCAAGCAGGCAGUUGUGAGUUCGAUCCCCGGUACCGAUAAAAAAAGGAAAAAGACAAAAAAAAAAUUUUUUUUUUUGGUACCGGGGAUUGAACACACAACCUUGUGCUUGUCAGGAACACACUUAUACCACUGAGCUAAAUCCCUGGCUUGGGUGAAUGGAUCUUACAGCAAACAUCCCUUGGAUUCUCUUCUAAAUAUACAAUUUCCAUUAAAGUGCCAUUUAAGUUAGUCUGAUUUUAUUAUACCUUUUGAGAAUAUUGAAAUCUAUCAGGUUUUUUGUACCCUUAUGUGAGUCAUUUAAGUAGUUAAUUAUUAUUGCUUUUCUCCUUGAUAACUUACUGAGAUCGGAUACUAUAGAAACAAGAAUGUUCAUAAAGAAAUACUCUUAUAAUUUGUAUCUGGCCUUGUCUUUUUAGGCUCUUGUAGAAGAAUGCCACAUUUCGGGGUGACUUGUAGACCAUAAAAUAUUUUUCACAGUUCUGGAGGUCAGAAAGUCUGAGGUUGAGGCACAGGCAAAUUCAGAACCUGGUAGGCAAGUUUCGUGGUUCAUAGAUGGUCGUAGCUGCGCCUCCCAUGGAGGAAGGAGUGAAGGGACUCUAGGAUCUCUUUUAGAAGGGUGCUAGUCUCAUUCACGAGGUCUCUGUGUUCCUGACCUAACCCCUCCCCAAGACUCCAUUCCUUAGCACCCUUCCCUCAGAGGUGGGGAUUUCAGUGUGUGAGGCUCAUGCUGCAGCUGCUGCCUGGGGUGACUCUGAAGCAUUGAGCACAGUUUCACGAAGGGAAGUGUUGGUGAUGGACCCAGGAAGGUCUUGCUGGGCCUGGAAUCCAAUCCUGCUUACUCAUUCCACAUAUAGUAAUUUAAUAUCCCUCUGUCCAACCUACAUGAUUGUAAACAUAGUUCUACUUUAAUUUAAAGCACAUUGUUCAAGUAUUAGAAAGCACAGAAAGGAUUCAGUGACAUUUCCUACCCGCCUGUAGCAAAAAAGUAAAGUUUCAUUUUUAUAAUCACACCUACUUCCUUUUACCUACUCCCUUUGCUCCUUAGUACUUGUCAGCCAUCAGUGUAUUCUCUGUUACUAUAUUUUGUCAAGGGUGAUGUAUAGAGGGUAUCUUGUAAUGUACAUCCUUUCAAGAUAGGCUUUUUUCCUUUUGGCAUAAUUCUCUUGAGAUUCAUACAUAGGCUACUCUGGUUGAAUAGUUUGUUCCUUUUUAAUUGCUGAGUAGUAUUCCAUGGUAUGGAUAUACUUGAGUUUGUUUGUUCACCUGUUAAAGGAUAACUGGACUGUUUCUUUUGGAUAUUAUGACUGUCACUACUAUAAACAUUUGUGUAUAGGUUUUUAUGUGAACAUAAGUCUUCAUCUGUCUACAAUAAAUGCCGAAGAGUACAAUUUCUAGUUGUAUGGUAGUUGCAUCUUUAGGUUUUAAAGAAAUUGCCGGUGUCUUUCAGAGUGACUGUGUCAUUUUAAAUUUCAUGAGGAAUAUUAUGAAUGUGAUGGACUAAAUGCUGUCUGUCCAGUUCAUGUAUUGAAACUCCUAGCCCUUAGUACCUUGGAAUGCUUAACUGUAUUUGAAGAAAGGGCUUUUAGAGAGGUGAUUUAAACUUUAACAUUAGGUGGGGCUUAAUUUGUGACUGAUGUCCUUAUAUGAAGAGAAAAUGCAGGAGCACAGAGACCCCUGAGACGUGUGCACACGAAGGAAAGACUGAGGACACAGUGAUUGGCAGAGUGAGAGCUAAGAACAGAAAGUCCCAGAAGAAACCAAACCUGCUGACACCUUCAUCUUGGACGACAGCCUCUAGAUCCAUGAGAAAAUAGGUGUUUAAGCUGCACAGUGUGCUGUUCUAGGCGACUAAUACAAAGCGAGGACACUAACUGGAGUGAAAUGGAAGCCUCAGUUAUAUUACCCAUUCUGAAGAAGAAGCUGGCCUUCCUGUCCGGAGGAAAGGACAGACGAAGUGGCCUCAUUCUGACAAUUCCAUUAUGCCUUGAACAAACAAAUAUGGAUGAAUUGAGUGUCACUUUGGACUAUCUACUCAGCAUUCCAAGCGAAAAGUGUAAAGCUAGAGGAUUUACUGUGAUUGUAGAUGGCAGAAAAUCACAAUGGAAUGUGGUGAAAACAGUAGUCUUAAUGCUACAGAAUGUUGUUCCAGCUGAAGUGUCCCUUGUUUGUGUAGUGAAGCCAGAUGAGUUCUGGGAUAAGAAAGUAACACACUUUUGUUUUUGGAAAGAAAAGGAUAGACUUGGCUUUGAGGUUAUUUUAGUGUCUGCCAAUAAAUUGACUCGUUACAUUGAGCCAUGCCAGUUAACAGAAGAUUUUGGUGGGAGCCUCACCUAUGAUCACAUGGAUUGGUUAAAUAAGAGGCUGGUUUUUGAGAAGUUUACAAAGGAAUCUACUUCAUUAUUAGAUGAACUUGCUUUGAUUAACAAUGGUAGUGAUAAAGGAAAUCAGCAAGAGAAAGAAAGGUCCGUGGAUUUAAACUUUCUUCCAUCAGUUGAUCCUGAAACAGUUCUUCAGACAGGACAUGAAUUGUUAUCCGAAUUACAGCAGCGUCGAUUUAAUGGCUCUGACGGAGGAGUCUCAUGGUCUCCUAUGGAUGAUGAACUGCUUGCCCAGCCACAGGUUAUGAAAUUAUUAGAUUCACUCCGAGAGCAGUAUACUCGCUACCAGGAAGUCUGUAGGCAGCGUAGCAAGCGCACACAGUUAGAAGAGAUUCAACAGAAGGUGAUGCAGGUCGUGAAUUGGCUUGAAGGACCCGGAUCUGAACAGCUGAGAGCCCAGUGGGGGAUUGGUGACUCCAUCAGGGCUUCCCAGGCCCUGCAGCAGAAGCACGAAGAGAUCGAGAGCCAGCACAGUGAAUGGUUUGCAGUAUAUGUGGAGCUUAAUCAGCAAAUUGCAGCACUCUUAAAUGCCGGAGAUGAGGAAGAUCUGGUGGAACUGAAGUCCCUGCAGCAGCAACUUAGUGACGUUUGCUAUCGACAGGCCAGUCAGCUGGAAUUUAGGCAAAAUCUCUUGCAAGCAGCUCUAGAAUUUCAUGGUGUUGCCCAAGAUUUGUCUCAGCAGUUGGAUGGCUUAUUAGGGAUGUUGUGCGUAGAUGUAGCACCAGCUGAUGGAGCAUCGAUUCAGCAAACUUUAAAACUGCUUGAAGAGAAGCUGAAAAGUGUUGAUGUAGGAUUGCAAGGUUUGCGUGAAAAAGGUCAAGGUCUCCUGGAUCAGAUCUCCAAUCAGGCAUCCUGGGCCUAUGGAAAGGAUGUAACCAUUGAAAAUAAAGAAAAUGUGGAUCAUAUACAAGGAGUGAUGGAAGAUAUGCAACUUAGAAAACAAAGAUGUGAAGACAUGGUAGAUGUGCGAAGGUUAAAGAUGCUUCAGAUGGUGCAGCUAUUUAAAUGUGAAGAAGACGCUGCCCAGGCUGUCGAAUGGCUGAGUGAACUGCUGGAUGCUCUCCUUAAGACCCACACGAGACUGGGCGAUGAUGCCCAGGAAACGAAAGUUCUCCUGGAAAAGCAUCGAAAAUUUGUUGAUGUUGCACAGAGCACUUAUGACUACGGGAGACAGUUGCUGCAGGCCACGGUGGUGUUGUGCCAGUCUUUGCGCUGCACCUCUCGGUCCUCUGGGGACACGCUUCCUCGCCUGAACAGAGUGUGGAAACAGUUUACAGUAGCAUCUGAAGAGAGGGUGCAUAGGCUGGAGAUGGCUAUUGCAUUUCACUCAAAUGCUGAAAAGAUUUUGCAGGACUGUCCAGAAGAGCCUGAAACUAUGAAUGAUGAAGAGCAGUUUGAUGAAAUUGAAGCAGUUGGGAAAUCACUUUUGGAUAGGCUAACUGUUCCUGUAGUUUAUCCUGAUGGAACCGAACAAUAUUUUGGGAGUCCAAGUGACAUGGCUUCUACUGCAGAGCACAUCAGAGACAGGAUGAAACUAGUUAGUCUCAAACGGCAGCAGCUGAGACAUCCUGAGAUGGUGCCCACGGAGAGCUAAUAGCUGCCAGCUUCCCGCAGAUCUGCAGCUCAUCUCCUGCGUGUCGUCAGCAGCGCACUGCAGCACUCACGCAGUACACUAAGCCGUGUCUCCCAGCAGGAGAAGCCUCGGUUCCUCCACCCACACUUCUCUCUCCAUGCUAACACCUCACAACUACCAAGGCAUAAUUGUUUGACAUGCUUUGAGACCAUAGACUCCAGGUAUCUUAAAAGAAGGAACUGUAAACAUUGCACUGAAAACUUGCUUUCAAGCUUUAUCUGACCUGUCAGUUUGUAAAUGAACAACUGAUAAAAAGCUUUGAAUGGUGCUAAUAAGAGUUUAGGAAUUUUCUCCUUUAGAAAAAAUGGUUGCCCUUCCUCCCCAGGUGAUGUAGUAAAUUUAGAUUGUAAUUAAUCUGUUAUUAGUAGACAGUGGCGUUCUCAAAAUUUUACUUUGUAAUUCUUCAGAAUUGAUUAUUUUUAUUGUGUCAAUAUGGAAAAAAUCCUUCAGAUCUUUGAUAUAUUACAUUCAUUAAAGGACAUUUUCUUAUUUGUAUCGAUAAUGUAUUAAAACUUCUUUGUGCUUAAUAAAAGGCUUCUUUAAACAUCUUAUUUAAUUUGGUAGUUAUAUCCUAUCUCCAAAUAUGAGUGCCUUACUGAAAAGGGCAUUCUUAAGUUGUGGGAGUGAUUUAAUAAUUGUUUUUUCAUGGUGAUUGCAUGUGUCUUAGCCAGGAGAUUCAUAUGUAAGCAUGUAUAUAAUAAAUAAGCAUGUUUUAUCAUGAAUAAUUGUGAAAAACAACUUAGAUCUUUAAGGACAUCUUAAUAAUGGAACACUUGUAAUUUUUCUCUUCAGCUUAAAAAAUACUGUCCAAAUGAUUAACUACCCUGAAGACACUGUCUUUGGGGAAGGAGGGUUUUUAGGCAUUCAAAAUUAACUUCACUGUAAUUAAUCCUUUAUAUCAGAAUAAUCUUUCUGGAACUAAAAUAGCAAUUGUUAAUGCAGUUCAUUUCUCAUGACAGACUAGAGGCAAAAUAAGUUUUGAAGCAUCUAAUCACAGCACUGUACAACUCCUUUAGAAAUAUAUUUGUAUUUAGUUUCUCAAUUGUAAAAUGCAUAUAACUUAACUUUUAUGCUAAUUUUUGGUUUAGAUUUUUUUUUAAAAAGACUGAAAAAAACUUUAGUCUUGCGAUCAGUAUAAAAUUAGGCAAAGAAUUGUAUGCUGGUUCGUUUUUGUAGUCCACAAACUGGCUCAUGUAACCUCUGAUGCAAAAGCUCCCUGAGUCUGCCGGCUUCUCCAGCCUCUUCACUGCCAGACUUCUUAAAGAAGUCCACAUCUGUUGCCCCCACAUCCUCAGCACCCUCUACGCUGCAUCUCCUUGUAAUCUGGCUUUACACGGCAUUGUAGUGACACUGGUCUUUUGAAAGUCAGCAGUGGUCAUCCAGUUACCAGGUUCAGUGUUUUGUCCUUAGCCGGCAUUCCUGACCUUUCUGUUUUCUGUAACAUUUGACCAUUGACAGCCUAGCCCAGACAUUGUCUUCUCCCUCAGAGAUGCUAUCCUGUGCCAUAACUGUGAGCAUAGUUACGUAAGUCUUAAAUGACGUCUUCUAAACAUGCACUUUCUGAGAGUGCAUCCUUAAAAUGCUGUGACUCUGUCUCAUCCUUAGGCUUUCUCAUUUGUCCCAGUUUCUACCUGGUUCAGAAUACCAAGUUUAUACUUUGAACUGCCUACUUUAUGAUACAGCCUAGAGGGGAAUUUACCACACUUACCAACUUUCUUCUCUCGGAAUAGUUUCGUUUAAUGGUGCAACUUUUGUUCCUAGUCAAACAUGCAAGGGUCGGAGGCAGAAUCCUGCUGUUCCCUCUUAUGCUGCCACUGCUUCCAACAGCAUCCAGGAAGUUCUUUCUAUACUUGAUGAUACCUUCUGCCUUUUAAGGCUUUAUUCCUAUGAGUAGGAACUUCUGUGCUUCUUCCUUUUAGUCUCCAUGAUGGUGCUAACCAUGUCCUACAGUGUUUAUGUCUCCUCCCUCCACACUACACGCUCUUUUGAGGGAAUCAUAUUGUCCUGCUUGUUCUGAUUUCAGGCUUUUGCACAUGUAACAGACACUCAGUUCUCCUACCUUGGAUUCUGUUGUAAGUAUUUAGAAUAAGCCCUCUUGUAUUACAAUCUGAAGUGUGUUUUAAGUGUAUUUAUUUCCUAAACUGAGGACGGACUUAUGAAUAAAUUACUUUCCCAGAAAGUCACUUGGUAUUUCCCUUACAUAGGUAGCUACUUUAGAUAUGUAGUUAUUACAGUCAAUAUGUGUUCUACUGAAUUUUAGAGUCAUUAGAAUGUUUCUAUUAUGACUUUGCUAAAAGAGCUCGUUUGUUUACACCAUCAACUCAUGGACUCGUAACUGCUAAAUGAAUUAAUUUUUAUCUUAAGUGCUUCUGCCCACUAAAAGAGUAGUGUAAGGCAAUAUCAGGACAUGCUGUUUGUACUUUCAGUGCUUCACAUGAAACUACCUAUGCUUUUGGAAAAUACAGGUCGUGCUCCAUUUGUAAUUCUGCAACUUUCUUAAGCAUAUCUAUAUUCAGGUAUAGUUAUGAAUGAAAACCUUGAGUGCCCUAAAGUUACUUUUCUCAAUAUGUUGUAGUUUCUUCAGAAUACUCAUGAAGGGUGCGGCUGUCGUCUAUUGGAAAUCAGAAGUCCUCUGUCAUAAAUUAACAUGAGCUUCCAAGUGGAACAAAAAAGAACCACUCAUUUCUAUCAUAUUCAUACCAGAACCCCCCACAGUACUUUAGCCACUCUCUGGGAGUUACUUAGAUGUUUAUUGGACUAAUUUUUUGGUUUGAGGGCUUUUUUUUUUUUUUUUUUGCCUUUUUACUGCAUAUUUGCUGUUGUAUAAACCUAGUAUAAAAUGGUGGUUUUUCUUCAUACAUGUGUCUAACUCAGUGGAGUUAGGAUAUAAAGAUAGUAAGUUUGUUUCGAAUCAUUUUGGUUUGUUUCCAGUCCUCACUAUUGGUGACUUUAUUCUGAUAGGGUAACUCACUGGUAAUAUUGAUGAAGCUACUCAGCCUGCCAGCCGGAAAGUUGAUGAUGGGUCUAGGUUCCAUGGUGGAUCUCGGUAGACAAUUGGAUGCUUCUUUUGUGUUGUAGGGGGUUAGAUUGACCAUUGAGCUUCCAAAUGUUACUUCAUCUUAAAUGUGUUCACUGCUUCAUUGCCUUGUCAGCUGUUACCAAUGUCAUAUUGCUUAAGAUGCACAUAACAAGUUACUUUUCUGAAAGUACUAAACAAGCCAUGUUCUCUGAUGUAAACCCAUUGUAACCAAUAGUAUGAGUGUGAGCUUAGGUGAAAAUGUGCAAUGUACAUUUGAAAAAAUAAUUCAGAGUUCUCUACUUCCUCAUAAGUUACUUGCCAGUCCCCAAGUACUUCUAUCCUCAUGUCCUAUCUAAAGUGCACAGGACUAUAGUAGCAUACCAUGGUUAUUAAAAGUUAGAUAUACGGUCACUGCUAAGGUGCCCUGCAUCUUGAACCCCUGGAGAUGAUACAAGCAGAAAUAAAUACCAGCACAUACUUCAUCUCUGUGAUGAGAUGUAUAAUUAUGGUCUUUGUUGCAGCCUCUACAAGAAAAGUUCUCUUAAGACUAGAAAGAUUUACUGAAGACAGCUGAACCACUAACCUAAACUUAACUAGUGUUAACUUUAAGCCUAGAAAUACAAGGUUUUAUUUGGGAAUAGAAACACAUUGCUGGUAUGUAGGCCAACAAAUAUCUUAAUGAGCCAAAAUGAAGUACAGAUUUAACAUUUGGCUUCAUCAUAUGCCUCAAAAAAAGUCUUGGUUUUCCUAAGAAGCGUAACUAGCGGGAAGAACUGUAGAGGAAUGGUCAUAAAAGCUAAAAUAAGAACUGUAGCAAAUAGAAUUUGGAGUUUUCGUAUAGUACUUGGCUUUGAAAUCUGCCUUUGCCAAUUAUUGGGACCUUAGUAUACAAAACAAGAUCAGUAAAAUUUCUCUGAGACAUAAAAUAGGGCACUCGUCGUGUAAUUAAAAUAAUUAAAUCUGUAAAAGUGUUAGAAACCAAAAAGCUACACAAAAUAGAAGGUAUCAUUGCUAUAAUUAUCUUUUGGAGCAAAAAAAAAUUGAUCAUUCUUUAGUUUUACUGUGAGUCACAGGCAAGUUGGGAUGGGGGGAAGUGGCAGUUGCUUAUGUCACCCACCCCUUUAGCUUGAUCUCCCCUUCAUUCACCCAUUUCACAGUGUAAAGGAGAACAUACAGGAAUUACACGUCUGAGAUACUGUGAGUAGUUGGUGAGUUUAUUAGUGUAUAUAAUAAGGCUUUGAAAGUGACAGAUUUGCUGUUUUAUGGGAAGAGUAAUACAGAAGAAGGGUAAGUAUUGUCUGUUUAGAGGCUGCCAGGAUAUGACACAACUCUUAAUAUAAAACAUAAGCAAGAAAAAAAUCAUAGUAGGAGUGUGCAUUAAUAAGUCAGCACUACAUGCAGAAACAAUGAAAGCAUAGUCUCUUAGGAUAUUGGUAAAGUAGUCCAGUAAUGAGUUCCUUAAAAAAAGUGAUAAGACCAUUAUUUGUGCUGGGUAAGGUUAGAGGAGCCAUCUUGGCAAACUCAGGCAGAGAAAAUUUAAAAAGUGCUGUGGUAGACUCAGAACAGGACAUUCCACGAGUUAGCGUAAACACAGGCAGACCGUGAGUCUGAAAAGGUUCAUGGAUACGGUGCUGAGUGUGGGUCAACAGUACAGCAGGAGUUGAAGGCUUUUUGAAAGCUUGAGAGUUAACACUAGUCCUUGUACUUCAAGAGAAAGCAGAACCUGCAAUAGAACAUAGAGCCUUGGAGAUGAAAAGGAAGGCAGACCUGUAGCUGAUGUUGAGAGCCAACGAGGAAAGUGUUUCUAGAAUCACGAUUCUUACGUGGACUCUGUAAGGCAGUCUAGCACACAGGUCUUGUAGGUCGUGAUGUAGGCGUUCUUAGCAUACAACUGAAAACAACCACUGUCGGCCAGCUGUUGAGUGUGGCGAUGUGAGAGGGGUUUUAAAGUUAGGCAUGCGGGAAACUUUCUGACACAAGGGCUUCUGAACUUUGAAGCAGGUUCCUAGGGAACCUCAAGGGGGCACGUCAGAAAUAUUUACAAGUCCAGGGCCGCAUUGUCUGCUGGGGUCCAAGUGCAGUUCUCCUUAGAGGCAGGAGGAGGAUGGAGGUGCCUGCCCACAGAGAACACAGUGGCCCCUGCGCCAUACGUGAUCAGGCUCUUAUCUUUUAUAGUCACUAUGGCUCUUUUUUAGUCUCGGAGUUAAAGUGAGAUCACUUCCUGUACUUCCUUGUCUUAACUCUGGUGUUAGUCCCAUGUGAUCAACAGAUUUGCUUAGAUUAUGCAAUCAAAAUACAUGGACUUUUUCACAGAUGUGUGAGGGUCAAAAUAGCACUUUGGCAGUUUUGAACCAGAGUAGAUGUGAGAACUGAUACAGUGUAGAACAGCGGUGGCAAGCCUGUGCCAUGUAGGCUCAAGUGGGCUGUUUGUAUCUUUGAAUACUCUAAAAUGUUCACCGUCACUGAUGGAUCCUUUCACACACUCUUUGGAGGAACUUAACGUUUCUAAAUUGACACUUGGAAGAAUUUAAUGAUUACACUAGCAUGAGAACCAGCAGUGAAUUUCUCAGAAUUUUUGGUAGUGUUUUAUUGAGGGAAUUAGGAAUUUCUUAUUUCCCAGUGUUUUAUUAUAAAUAUUUUCAAACAUAAAAAAUAAUUUUGUGAUAUACUACCUAGAUCCUAGUUAUUAAGUAUUCUUGCUUUAUCAUGUAUGCAUCAGUUCAUCCAUUCAGAUUUCUAAUGCAUUUAGAUUUCCAGAUGUCUAUACUUCCUACUACACACCUCAGCAUAGAAGAUACAUACAGUGCUAUCAAGAUAGAAAACAGCACCCUAGACAGUUCCAAUGUGGCCCUUUCCAGUCAGUCCUUAUCAUCUGCUUAGCUUUCAGAAGUAAUCACUGUUCUUUUUCUACCUUAAGUUAACAUUCUGUUCUUCAACUUACUGUAAAUAAAAUCAUCAUAUACUCUUCUACAAGCCUUCUCCACUAUUACAAUGAUUGGGAGAUUUAGCCACAUAGCUGGAUGAACAUCAUUUGUUCAGUCACUGAUGACUGGAGUAGCGUUCCAUUCAUUGUAUACUGUAGUUUGUUUACCUACUUUCCUAUUGGCUACCUGGAGUGUUUCCAGGAUCGGCAAUUAUAAAUAAAGCUGCUGUGAUCAUACUUACAUAGGUUUAUGUGAACGUAAGUGUUUAUUUUCUCUUGGGUAAAUAGGAUUAGAAUUGCUGGAUUGUUUAUAGAGUAGUUUUGGAAGAAAAUGUUUCUGUUUUCAAUGCAGUUGUCCUGUUCCGGAAUUUUAUAUUUUGAGUGUGUUAGAAAGGUAUACACUAUUUUUUAUGAUCCAUAUUGAAAUAUUAGGAGAAGUAGGUUUGGGGUAGAAAUGGCUUCAUUCAUGGUUAACAGUAGUAUUAUCUGAGGGAAGCUAAGAUUUGCCUGCCCAAAACAGCUCCUCAAAAGCUUCUUCUGCUUGAAAUUUCAGCUUUAGUUUUACGCUUUGAAAGGUUACGCUCUGAGCAUGGUAAUAUAUUAGCUAGAAGAAACAGCACUGGUUUUGUUCAUAUUACUAACUUUUGCCACCCAUUUUCAGUAAAUAAAAUAAGACUCUCAUCAUUGAAUAAAAAAACUACUGUUUGUCGAGGGACUAGUUGUAAAAACAUGUACCAAUAGUCAGUCCCCAGUAUGACAGUGUGAGUGUCACCUGGAGGGGACAUCCCCAAAUGGCUAUCGGAAAAGCAAAAAACAGGGUGGGAAGAAUUCUACCUCACAGUUUCGCAUAGGGGAUAGCUAUGCUUUUGCAGGACACUUUAGCCUUUAAAAAUCACACUUUCCAUGUUUCUCUUUUAUUCAGUACCUUACUACACUCUGGUGAUUUUCCUCUUCACUGUGUUUUACCCUUCCGGCCAGUUCCUACAUAAAGCAUUCACCUGUAUUAGCCUGUAAGGUUAUAAUGUACAUUUCCAAUGCCCAUAUUUAGAGAUAUUUGUGUAUGAUUUAUCCAGUCUUUCCUAGUAGAUUUUUAAGGGCUGGGAAAUUUGGCUUCUACUGUAAAUCCUUAUAAUGCUCCAUACAUUGUAAAUAUGCAAUAAAAAUGUUUAAAACUAUAA
This is a messenger RNA of Cavia porcellus (domestic guinea pig), 17006 nucleotides long. It is a transcript of the gene Sestd1, whose product is annotated as SEC14 and spectrin domain containing 1. The transcript has 18 exons. The coding region runs from base 7757 to 9847 and encodes 696 amino acids. Lineage: Eukaryota; Metazoa; Chordata; Mammalia; Rodentia; Caviidae. The record is from RefSeq and is a predicted model, not a curated record. Gene Ontology annotation, molecular function: phosphatidylinositol-3,5-bisphosphate binding; phosphatidylinositol-4-phosphate binding; phosphatidylinositol-5-phosphate binding.